This is a messenger RNA of Ambispora leptoticha, 137 nucleotides long. NCBI's taxonomy places the organism in Eukaryota, Fungi, Glomeromycota, Glomeromycetes, Archaeosporales, Ambisporaceae. The record is from the annotation of a GenBank genome assembly.
CUCAAAAUUUGCUAGAUGCUAUGUUUGAAGAUAAAAUCUCACAUAAAUGUACGACCACCAUUACUGGUAUUAUCUCUUUAGAACAGAAACAAGCAACAGAAAAUAAGCAAUGUUGGCAUCCUUCUUAUGCAAGUUAA